Messenger RNA from Xenopus laevis (African clawed frog), 2909 nucleotides. It is a transcript of the gene adora2b.L, whose product is annotated as adenosine receptor A2b. The transcript has 2 exons. Lineage: Eukaryota; Metazoa; Chordata; Amphibia; Anura; Pipidae. Bases 639 to 1652 code for a protein of 337 amino acids. Gene Ontology annotation, biological process: adenylate cyclase-activating G protein-coupled receptor signaling pathway; G protein-coupled adenosine receptor signaling pathway; G protein-coupled receptor signaling pathway. The record is from RefSeq and is a predicted model, not a curated record. Gene Ontology annotation, cellular component: plasma membrane; membrane. Gene Ontology annotation, molecular function: G protein-coupled receptor activity; G protein-coupled adenosine receptor activity.
GCGGGACAUAUGCAAAUUAAUAUCCAGCCAGUGCCCUAUAGGGAAGCGCAUAGCAAAGGGGGCGUGUGCUGGAGAGGCAGCAGGUUCCCACUGACGCGCUUCCUACAAACUCCAGCGUUAGUGCAGUAUAAGUGUUACCCAUGUGCUGCGCUGGGAGCAGGAGCAGCCGCCGCUCAACUUCAGUCCGACAGCUCAGACUCACUAGUACUCCUCAUCAUCAUCAUCAUCUUCCUCCUCCUCACAUCACUGGCAGCAACAUUUACAUUGACUUGUGGAUUAUAAUGUGAUUGAUGGGCUCCAUACAGACUCCCAUUGUGCCUGUUACUUUGCCUGAGUCCUCACUGGGCAGAGAUCCCUCCUGAAGCUUCUCUCCAAGCGAUUGGCUGCCACUUGACUGGGGCACGUGUGAUCUUUCCCCUCCUGUAGGGGGCAGUGUGGAGGUUUUGGGGAUGUGCCCUGACAGGGAGCAGCAGAGGAGCUGCCAGGGAGCAGUGAUGGCCAGGAAUGACACUCUCUAGUGGUACCCACAAAGCAUACACUCGAUAUCUGUGCGGCUGUGGGUUAGUAGAGGAGGGGUCGGCGACCUCUUGCCCUCCAGUCCAGAUGCCCGUGGCUCCAGAGCAGCAGUAGUAGUGGAGAUGAUGACAGCCAGCCCGGCGUACAUAGCAGUGGAGGUGAUCAUAGCCGUACUGUCCAUCGCGGGGAACGUGCUGGUGUGUUGGGCAGUGGCCAUUAACAGCACUCUCAAAAAUGCCACCAACUAUUUCCUGGUGUCCCUGGCAGUGGCUGAUAUAGCCGUGGGGCUACUGGCCAUUCCCUUCGCCAUCACGAUCAGCAUAGGGCUAGAGACCGACUUUCACAGCUGCCUCUUCUUUGCCUGCUUUGUGCUGGUUCUGACCCAAAGCUCCAUCUUCAGUCUCUUGGCCGUGGCCAUUGACAGGUACCUGGCUAUCAAGAUCCCGCUCAGGUACAAAAGUCUGGUAACUGGGAAGCGAGCAAGAACUAUUAUUGCCGUCUUCUGGAUCUUAUCAUUUGUAAUUGGCUUGAUACCUCUUAUGGGCUGGAACCGAUUGGAUGAAAACUGUCAUGAACCAGGCACUAGCUAUAACUGCACUGUUAAGUGCUUAUUUGAGAAAGUGGUGACCAUGAGCUACAUGGUAUACUUCAAUUUUUUCGGCUGUGUACUUCUGCCUCUCCUGAUCAUGCUGGGGAUCUAUAUCAAAAUCUUCAUGGUUGCCCGUAAGCAGCUCAGACAAAUUGAACUGAAGUGCGUCGGGUCAGACAGCUCACGGACUACCCUCCAAAAGGAAAUCAAUGCUGCCAAAUCACUGGCCAUCAUCGUUGGUCUAUUUGCCUUUUGCUGGCUUCCCAUCCACAUUCUAAACUGCAUUACACUGUUUGAGCCAGAUUUUUACAAGACAAAGCCAGAGUGGGUUAUGUACAUGGCGAUCAUCCUGUCCCAUGCCAACUCCGUCGUCAAUCCCAUUAUAUACGCUUAUAAAAUUAGAGACUUCCGCUACACGUUCCGGAAGAUUCUUUCAAAGUACAUUGUCUGCAGGAAGGACAACUUUUCCAAGUGCCCCAAUGGCACCAUUAGCCAUAACAGACAGUUGCAAAUCAGCAGUGUAAGUGCUGGAGACGCCAUCAUGUGAUCAUUUUUCUAGUGCUUCGUUCAUCCUACUGGGUAUGGCUUUUGCAGUAAUGAUGAUGAUGAUGUGCUUUUAUGGGCAUAUCUUACAUUUCUUACUGGGACCACUGUGGAUUUAACAUUGAAUCAUUUUUGCUGCUGCACUUUGUUCUUUUGAGACACUGCCUUGCCAGCAGUUUUGUCGCAAGGUGUACUGACAACCUUGGCAUUCCUUUUUCUGGACAAUAAGAUUUAGUUCAUAACAGCCUUUUGACAAUACCUUCUCAUGUGUAGCUUCUCAGAAUAUUAAACUCAGGAGAUGGAACAAGUAGUACAUAUAAAUAACGGACCAACUCAUGGCUGAACUAGGAAGGAUUCCAUCAUUAUGUUCUUCAACUAGCGAUGCAAAUUACUACAGAGCUCAUUUAAGUUACCUCUACCUUUAAUGGCCAGUAAUGCUUCUAAACAGGUUAAUCUUAUAUGGAAGAACAAAUCAUAACACUACUACUCUGCUAUACAUUAACUAGAGUUGAUAAAGUGCUAAGAAUAGGCCAAUGGGCUUUGCACAGUUUGAUGUGUUUGACUUCUCUCACUUUAAUGAAACGCUUGACUCCGAUUGCUAUAUUUAAAACGUUGAUAAAGACUUAUUUGAGAGCCAGUAGACCAGGUUGUAAGUCUCUCAUAGCAGUCAUACCGAGGCUGAGCUGAUUUAGAGGGACGCCAUGCAUAAGUCAUGACAUGGAACAUACCAGAUAGUGAAGAUACAACUGGUGGUAGUGGUUAGAGCCAGUGGAAGGGGUCAAUGAGUACCUCAGUCUCAAACAAGCUAAGAUGGGCUUCAAAAAAUAAAAUGACCUUGUAUAAAGUGCACAUAACAUAUAACAUUAAUUGAUAGAUAUCUUUAGUCCUUACACGAGUAAUGUCUAAUCUGCAACUUUUGUAUGGCAGCAGGUUGCUUGUACUUUACAGGCUGCAGGGUGAUUGAUACGUAAACCUAAACAAUGAUUAUUCAUAUUGAAACCCCUUCUUGUGCAACACCAACCCUUAAAAAGCUUGUUAGGUCUAGUAACCAAUAGGAAGAUCGGACGUUUGCUUGAUAAAUGCCACAUGAUGGUCAGUUGCUAUGGGUUACUAGACAUGCAGCAAGAGUUGCAGAUUUUAUAGCAUUUCCUAAGAGAAUUAUUACUCCUUCUGCCCGGCCGAACCUGAAUCCUAAUUUGCAUAUGGAAAUUAGGUAUGGGGAGGGAAAUCCCGUGACUUUUUGUCUCAAAACAAGGAAGUA